Caenorhabditis sp. 36 PRJEB53466 is the source of this 2395-nucleotide messenger RNA. NCBI's taxonomy places the organism in Eukaryota, Metazoa, Nematoda, Chromadorea, Rhabditida, Rhabditidae. The record is from the annotation of a GenBank genome assembly.
AUGGAUUCCCACAACAUCAGUCUCGUGGAAGAAGAGCCGUACGACGAAUGCGCGUACUCGCCACCGAUCUUUCUCCAAUGGAAGAUGGUGUUCGUCGGAGUGAUCGGCCUGAUCGUCGCUCUCAUCAGCAUUUUCCACAAUUCGCUUCUCUUCUACACAUUCAGCACGUCGACGGUUCUUCGCAAACGGAAUCUGACCUAUCUGAUGUGGAUCUCCGGAUGCGACGUCUUCAUCUCCCUCUGUUACAUUGCAAUUAUGUGUGUUCAGGUGUGUUGUCUUCGCUUGCAGUUCAACUUUCCUUUCAGGUCUACACCGACUACUUCGAGUCUUUCCCCCUGCUCGUUCUCUGGCAUCAGUAUCUCCGUGCCGCAUUCACAGUCUCUCAUAUCACCCUCUCCGCUGCCUCUUUUCUCCUCAUGGCGGCCACAAUCGAAAGAUAUCUGCAAAGCACUGCCGAUAACAGAACUCUCAAGCUGUUCCAAAUCCUGGCAACUCAUCGCGCUUAUGUUGUUUUCUGUUGUUUCUUAGGAAGUCUUAUCUUUCGUGGAACGGUGUUUUUCGAGAUCAAGGUAUCUUCGAAGAUCUUCAAGGUUCUGGAAGAGUUGAAGUGUUCAGGUUGUCCACCAGCCUAACUGCACCGGAUUCUCUUCGAUGGGUCUCGCAGUAGUUCCGAUGUUCGGCGAGAGCAUGGACGUCGUCUGGAGAUUCUUUAUUAGGAAGAUUGUUACAGUAUUCUUGCCGUUUGCUGGUAAACCGUUUUCUAUUUUCCAAAUUGAUCCGUUCUUUUUUUCCAGUACUCGCUUAUUUCAAUGCGGCCAUCGUAAUGAAUGUCCGAAGAACUGAUCGGGACCAGACCGUCAAAGCACUCGUGCUCUUCAUCACCGUCGGAACAAGGUAUGCACUGCUGUUGUCUUUGGGCUUUGAACUUCCCGAACUACCCGUUUUCGAGUUCAAUUCCUUCCCUCUAGUCAUCCUUUCCCAUUUUCAGCCCUCUCGGAAACGUACGAAGGUAAUUUUGAGUCAUUUCCCGUCCCAGCCUCUCGCUCUUCCCACCCUUUCUCUCAGUUUUUCUUCCUUCCGUCGCCUUCCCCCUUUCUCCAUUUUUUGGUUAAUUAUCUAUGAAUAUAGCAUGAAAAUGAGGAGCAUGAUAGAUCGGAGACUUGAGGAAUGACGAGAAUGCAAAGUGUUUAGGAUGGAUGCGAAGGAGAGUUUCCAGAAAAUGUUCAAGUAAAUCCGUGUGUAUCAAUCACUUCACAAAAAGACGCACAAAUGAAUAUGUAGAUUAUGAUUCUGAUUACAAAAAAGAAACACACAAGGAACCCUCACUUUUCUUUUCAGUCUAGAGCAAGGUUUCAAAUGAAACGUUCACUUCACUGUCUGUGCUAGUUAUUCACCUGUCCGAAUCGGGAAAUAAAUGAAAACAUUUACAGAGGCGAAGUGACAAGACUGAGAUCCCGGUUGAGGGCGGUCACCCGGAUGCUCGUUAUGGUCGUCACUGGUUACCUUCUCGCGAACAUCCUCGACAUCAUCAUUGCCUUUUGGGAGGUCAGUGGACAAUUCUGAAGUCUAAACGGAGAUCUAGUAGACUGAAAUGUUCUUUUCAGACGAUUAGCAUGCAAAGUCUGCAAGAACUGCCUUCCCUGUACACCGUUCUCUCCGAUAUUUCCUCCUUCCUUCCUAUUGCCGCAUGUGCUCUCCGUCUCCCCAUUUACACAAUAAACGACAGACAAAUCAGAGUGGAGGUAUUAAUUCUCAUUGUUGUUCGCACUUAUUUACUUAUGUUUGCAGGUCCGUCGAAAGUUCUGCGACCUGAUCACCCGUUGCUGCACUUGCUGUCCGUGCGUGCUUUGUGAUGGGCAUCAGCGCAAGAAACUGUACGAUCCUCAGUUGGAAGCUGAGCGACUGUGGCCCAAGAAUCAGUCGGCUCCAAAACUGGAAGUGAGUGUUCUCAAGUUAGCUUUACAGUAAAAGUUAGUGUGAAGAAUAGAAUAGUUCAUUCAUUUUUUCAAAUCAGAUUGAACAAGAAAUGACGCAAUUGUGGACGAAGUCUGCGGAAAGACUUGGCUGAGAGAGGUUCGAAUAGAGUGCAGUUCCCUUCACUAGAAGCACCUUCGAGGGUGCUCGUUUUGCUAACAUUCUCACAUUAUUCAUUAGUUUCAGUUCAGUUCAAUUUCAAUCAGAAAAGAGUGCUUUAGAGGCAGAAGUAUAUUUAGAUUCUCUCGCUAACAUUAGUCAGAGUUCUGUUUGCUAAACUGUUUUCCCUUCUUUUUCUUCUUUCGAAAGCCUCUUCCAGAUUCGCAACUACGGUCUGCAGUCACUGAUAAUGGCGAGAGCCUCCCUUUCGACGAAGGAAAUUUACGACAUUCAGCAGUUCCGGGAGAGUUACAACGUCUGA